GGACAGACUAUAAUAGAUAAUAUCACAUGAAAGGACUGUUAAAUAGGACGAAAUUGAACGUGCUGCUUUUGGCAGAGGCAGUCAACUCAUCACGUGCUCUAGCGUUGAGCGACUGCCUCAGUUCACGGAAACACGGCGCAUGCGUGUUCAGUGGACCCGCUUCGGUUGCCAUAGCAAUGCUCUGUUGACAGUGACGUCCCCGUAACACAAACGCACCAUGAGACUUAAGCGGUUUCUUCUUAGAUAUUACCCUCCAGGUAUAAUCCUGGAAUAUGAACAAAGAGGGAACGUGAGAACCAAAUCAAUCGACUUUUUAGAUCUGACUUUAGAAACAAAUCCAGAUGAGUUGGUGGCAGAAAUAAAAAAAUCAGAGCCUCUGAUCACAGAGUCCCGUGCUGACCAGGUCAAAGAGCUGGUUCUUCAACUUCAGCAGAAACAGGCCCAGCAGGACCACCACAGGUUCUGUUUCUGCAAGGAGCUGAAGGCACACAUACUGCCACUGACUAAUGUUGCCUUUGACAAAUCUGGGUUAAGGUUCAUAACUGGGAGUUAUGACAGGACAUGUAGAGUGUGGGACACGGCCUCUGGCACGGAGCUGCAUACACUACAGGGGCACAGAAAUGUGGUGUAUGCAAUUGCAUUCAACAACCCCUAUGGGGACAAGAUUGCCACAGGCUCCUUUGAUAAGACCUGCAAAUUGUGGUGUGCAGAGACCGGCAAAUGUUUCCAUACCUUUCGGGGACACAUGGCAGAAAUAGUGUGCUUGGCGUUCAACCCCCAGAGUACACUGGUGGCCACAGGCAGCAUGGACUCCAGUGCAAAGCUGUGGGACGUAGAGACUGGCAAAGAGGUGUCCACACUGACUGGUCACACAGCAGAGGUCUUGUCUUUGUGUUUUAACACACUUGGUAAUCAACUUGUUACUGGCUCCUGUGACCACACAGUUGCAAUAUGGGAUGUUGCUUCCAAAAGACGCCUUCACACUCUGAUAGGUCACAUGGGAGAGAUAAGCAAUGUGCAGUUUAACUGGGAUUGUACACUCAUAGUCUCAGGUUCCAUGGACAAAACAUGUAAGUUGUGGGCGGCAGGCAGUGGGAAGUGUGUGGCCACCCUCACUGGACACACAGAGGAGGUGUUGGACGUGUGUUUUGAUUUAAGAGGUCAGCUCAUAGCUACCGCUUCUGCUGACGGUACAGCGCGGGUGUUCAGUGCAACGACACACAAGUGUUUAGUGACGCUACGGGGCCAUGAUGGAGAGAUCUCAAAGAUCUGCUUCAGCCCCCAGGGCAGCAGGGUCUUAACUGCCGGCUCAGACAAGACAGCUCGUCUGUGGGACAUUCAGUCCGGAGCCUGCUUGCAAGUACUGGAAGGCCACACCGAUGAGAUCUUCUCCUGUGUCUUCAACUACGAGGGUGACGCCAUCAUCACAGGUAGCAAGGACAACACAUGCCGUGUCUGGCACUGACCCUUGCCCUCGACCCAUCGGAGGCUCAGGCUCAUGUCUACAUGGACACAGAGACAAAUUUGUGUCAUCUCUCUGUUUAAUUGUGACUUGUCAACCCCAAAAAAAGGUCACACUGAUGAAAAAGUUCCUUUUGCCAGGCUGAUUUCUGGUGGUAGGCAGCACAUAUUAUAGAGUAUAUACCAUGCCAUAUCUUGUCUUUUUGAUACACACAAUAAGUUGUGAUUUUUACAAAAAGCUGUGUAGCAUAUUAGGAUUUAAAUCUUCAAUUCAAAAUGUUGACAUUGUGCAGUUUCAGCUGCAACUUCAUUGAUGACGAAACUUCAUAGUUUGUUGGAAAUUUUUUAUGUAACUCCCUUUUAAAAGGUUUGUGUUGUGUUCAUACAGAACAAAAAAACAGUUAUUUAACUUUAUUACCCAAACCAGUGCACUUCCCCACAUAUUUCAAAACAUUAGAAAAAAGCCCAUCAUAGGCUUGGAUGUGAUUGAAUAGUGGGAAGGCUGAAUAUAAAAAAUUGUAGCUGAGAUUUUUUUUCCUUCUAAAUAUGUGCUUAUUUGGAAUGAGGAAAAGUCAAUUUUGUGUAGCAUCUCACAACUAAUUGGGGUAACUGGCAACGGGGUAAGAACAAAACUAAGAUUUACAAGACAGCUUUCUGAUAUAAAAGCUCUUCUGUAAGAACAGUUCACAACAUGAAAUUGCAAAUGUUUUAGAAUUCCAUUGCGUGUGGUUCAAAGACUCAGGAAAAAAAAUCUGCUUGCUGGGAACAAGGUUGAAAAUCAACACAGAAUUCUUAUGAUCUUCAGAUACUAAGGUGGCAUUGGAUUAACAACUGUUCUUUGGUGGAGAACACUGUGUAAACUCAGAAGCACUUAAAGGGAAAGUUUGUUUUUUUUACAACCUGGACCUUAUUUCUGGCAUUUUUUAUGGUCGUAUACUCACCCAGGCAAGUUUGGUGUCAUUUGGAGUCC
Cololabis saira (Pacific saury) is the source of this 2431-nucleotide messenger RNA. It is a transcript of the gene daw1, whose product is annotated as dynein assembly factor with WDR repeat domains 1. The record is from RefSeq and is a predicted model, not a curated record. The transcript has 14 exons. Lineage: Eukaryota; Metazoa; Chordata; Actinopteri; Beloniformes; Belonidae. Gene Ontology annotation, molecular function: protein binding. Bases 218 to 1465 code for a protein of 415 amino acids.